This is a messenger RNA of Didymodactylos carnosus, 1485 nucleotides long. NCBI's taxonomy places the organism in Eukaryota, Metazoa, Rotifera, Eurotatoria, Philodinida, Philodinidae. The record is from the annotation of a GenBank genome assembly.
AUGAAUUGGAAUAAAAAUUUAACAACAACAACAACUCUAUUUCCUGAAAUUACAUCAACAAUUAAUAUAUAUACGACAACAACAAUUACUAAUUAUAAUCAUAUUGUUAAAAUAUCUUUUGGUGAACAAUUAAAAAAUGCGUGUAAAUUAUUUCGAUUUUAUGCUAGUAUAUUUUUAAUUAUUAUCGGUAUGAUUGGUAGUAUAUUAUCAAUUAAAGUAUUUUCAUCAACAAAAAUUCGUCGUAAUUCAUCAAAUGAAUAUUUAAUUACAAUGAGUUUUGUUGUAGUUCUAUUAUUAUUUAAUUUUUUCUGUGAUGAAAUAUUAAGAUCAAUUGUAAAUGAUUUUGAAGUUGAUUUACCGUUAAAUCUUGUUGAUUUAAGUAAAUUAUUAUGUAAAACGUCAACUUAUUUGCGGCAUACUCUAAGAUUUGCUGCCCAUUGGAUUGUUGUUGCAUUUACAUUAGAACGUUUGAUUGUCGUUCAUUUUCCAUUGCAUACAUCUAUAUUAUGUACGCCUCGUUGUGCCAAACGUGUUUGCUUAUUUAUUUUAAUCAUGUCUUUUCUCGUACCAUUCUAUUCGUUUAUUAUGUCGGAUGUGAUUCCUAGCGAACAAAAUCAUCAAAAUUCCGAAUGUGAUAUUAUGAAAAAAUAUAAUUUAAUUUAUCUUUAUUUAACAAUUAUUUACGGUAAUUUAACGUUAACAUUUCCCAUAUUAAUCGUAUGUAUCGUUAAUAUUCUAAUUGUUCGACAAUUGUUAAAAGCAGCAAAUAUACGAAAAAAAAAUAAAAAUUUACAAUAUGAAGAAGCACAAUUAGAUGCUGCUACAUCAACAAUACUUGCACGAAAUAGUAAAUUAAAUAAAAGUAAUGCAGCUGAAAAUGAAUAUUAUCAAAGUAUUGUUAAAAAUCAAUUAGAAAACGAUAAAGUAACAUGGAUGCUUGUUGUUAUAUCAGUUACAUUUGGUAUAUUAAAUUUUCCCUAUUUUAUUUUAUGGUGUUAUAUUUGUGUUAUACGAGUUCGUGGUAAAACUCCAACACCAUUUGUUGAAUCAGCUAAAUUAAUAUCCGAAGUACUUCAUUUACUCAAUUAUAGUACAUAUUUUUUUCUCUAUGUUAUAUCUCGACGAAGUUUUCGAAAAGUAUUAGUGGAAAAAAUGCGUUGUCGUUGCGAUUGUUUUGAACAAUGGAGAUUGUAUGAAAUGAGAUCAGAUGUUAAUAAUAAAAUACAAAAUAAAAAAAAGAUAUCAAUAUCACAACAACAACAACAACAGUUUAGUAAUACAAAUACGACACAUAUUAUAUCAUCAAAUAAUACCAAUCAUAAUUACCAUCAAUUAUUAGUAGUGAGACAACAAGAUAAUAAUAUUAUUGGAAACGAUGGUCAUGGUAGAGAAAAAGCAAGAACAAGAAUGAUAAUAGUGCAAGAUGACAAAAAUAUAGAUAAGACAGGAGAUGAUAAUAAAUAUAGUUUAGGAAAUAUUGUUUAA